Messenger RNA from Cucurbita pepo subsp. pepo (vegetable marrow), 1643 nucleotides. NCBI's taxonomy places the organism in Eukaryota, Viridiplantae, Streptophyta, Magnoliopsida, Cucurbitales, Cucurbitaceae. The record is from RefSeq and is a predicted model, not a curated record.
UAAAGAAAACUGGGAAUGACUAACCGUUUCGGCCGCCCCCUCUGGGUCGCCGGCAGAAACUCCGGCGGCGGCGUCGUCUGAAGCAACAUUGUUGAAAAAACGCCACAUUGUUGGGGAGUUGAAGCUGAAGAACUGCUAGAGCAUUACAUUUAUUGUUUCGAGCGUUCCUCUUUCUUUCUUUGAUUCAUCUCUAACUCUCUUGCCUACAUAUGCUUCCAAUGGAGCACUUCUCUUCACUCAUCCUCUUACGUUUUCAUCUUUCUAUUCCAUUUUCCUCCGAUUGUUCUUGCGGAUGCCAAACCGUUGGUAAUCCUUCUUGUUGUAUUGUAAAUUUCACUUCUGAUCGACUUCUUCCAUUUCGAAUUUUGUCGGUAAUUCGUAGCGAUGAUCUUAUUAGGUCCUGUGACGCACGGCCAGGUUUCGUUUCUAAUCGGAUUUAUAACCACAUUCGUAGCCUGGAUUUAUUCGGAGUACUUAGUAUUUAAAAAUAAUUCGAUCUCUUCCAAAGUAAGAGACUCUGAUGUUGGCUUGGCUGAGGCGGAAAGUCUUAGUGUAAAGGAAGAUGAUAGAGCUGUUUUAUUAGAUGGUGGAGCUAUCAAGCCUAGUCCUUAUGGAGCUCGAAUUCCACCUUCUUUCUCUAAUCUUCUCAGGUUCAUAUUGCUGGAACAGUCUUUCUUGAUAGAAAAUCGAAUGCUACUCAGAGCAGCAUGUGAAUUUGGUUUUCUUUUAGCAUAUUUCUACAUUUGUGACCGUACCGAUAUAUUUGAAUCCUCAAAGAAGAGUUACAAUCGAGAUCUUUUCUUCUUCCUUUUAUUCCUUCUCAUCAUGGUGUCAGCUAUAACUUCAUUCAAGAUACAUCUCGAUAAAUCGCCAUUUUCAGUGAAACCCAUACUGUUCUUGAAUAGGCAUCAAACUGAGGAGUGGAAAGGAUGGAUGCAGGUGAUUUUUUUGAUGUACCAUUACUUCGCUGCAAGAGAAAUUUACAAUGUUGGUCGUGUAUGUGUUGCUGCAUAUGUGUGGAUGACUGGAUUUGGGAAUUUUUCAUAUUACUAUAUUCGCAAAGACUUUAGCUUUUCCAGAUUUGCUCAGAUGAUGUGGCGGCUUAAUUUCUUGGUGUUUGGUUGCUGCAUUGUCCUUGACAACAGUUACAUGCUAUACUAUAUCUGCCCCUUGCACACUUUUUUCUCUCUUACGGUAUACGGCUUUGUUGGUAUUCUGAACAAGUACAAUGAGAUUAGAUCCGUCAUUGCUGUGAAAUUCUUGGCUUGCUUCUUGAUCGUUAUCAUAGUAUGGGAAAUACCCGGAGUGUUUGAUGUGCUUUGGGAACCAUUUACCUUCAUUUUAGGAUAUAAGGAUCCAAAUCGAUUGGCAGAACAGCUGCCUCCUAUGUAUGAGUGGCACUUCCGCACAGGGCUUGAUCGCUAUAUUUGGAUAUUAGGCAUGCUGUAUGCUUUCUAUUAUCCAACUGCUGAGAAAUGGAUUGAAAAGUUAGACGAAGCCAAACUGAAGCGCAGGAUAUUGAUCAAAACGACAAUUGUUGUGACAUCCUCAAUGGCUGCAUAUCUGUGGUAUGAGUACAUAUUCAAAUUGGACAGUAUUACUUACAACAAAUACCAUCCUUACACUUCCUGGAUUCCCAUUAC